CGACUGUAAGCGGUACCGGUUCAAACCGUUUUGAGUCACUCGCUUGAACUGGCGUGUGUGAUACAUCAACCGGCUUCUAACUGUUUUUUCGGAUUUUCGUUUGUUAUUAAUAAACAAGUUUCAUUUAUUAUUACAAUAAUAUAUAAGUGAAACACUUUAUUUAACGGUAUUAUUUGUUUUAUAAGUGAUGUGUGGAUAAGAAAUUUAUUGAUUACGUAACGUGUGUGUAUAUUUGUGAUAUAUGUAGUAAUAUUGAUUACUUUUUACUGAUAGUCUAUAGCAAAAACAUUAUUUCGAGUAUUUAAUUAUAUUUUGUUGUUGUAAAAAUAAAUAAAUUAUUGUUUUUAAAGGCAUUAUAUUAUUAAUAAAUGAAAUGCUUUAUUAUUAUUUUUAUUGUUAUUAUUAUUAUUUUAAGUAACAUUGUGAAUAAUAAUAAUGGAUCAAUAAGUGGGAAUAUCAUGAAAUAAAUGUAAAAACAUGUCAUUGUAUAAUUUUUUGGUGGUGUAGUUGAUCUGUUAAAUUAAAACUUAUGAAUAAACCUUUCGAUCAAUGUGAUAUAUUUUGUUUUUAAUAAAAAAAAAAUUGUAGUAUUAAAUAAGAAUAGACAUAUGAUAACGCGGUAAAAUUCGGAGCGACGGUAAACGCAACUUGAAUGCACCUAUAUGACUCUUGUAAACGUGGAUAUAUAUCACCAGCCGGCGGGAUUAUUCGGAGUGAGCAUGUGCACAACCGAAAUGACCGAAGGCUACAGCAUGUCACCAUCAACAGCUUCGUCAAGUGGUGGUACUAAUGCUGGAUGCCUUGGAUCACCAAUUAACAGAAUUACAACAACGUUAACAAGUUCACCAGGUAGAGCACGAGAACCUCGUGAUGAUAAUGAUGACGAGGAUGAAAUAUCUGUUGGUUGUCCGAGUCCAAUGCCCCUGGUGAUGUCCGCCGGGACACCAAUUAAGGAUGAGCAAAAUGAACGACUGACACCUUCUUCUGAGGAACAAAAAUUUAUCAUCGCCAGUGAAAGAUUAUCAUCGCCUAGGAAUAGUUAUAUUGAGGAUGAUGAGAGGUAUUUAAAAAAAGAGGAUGAAUAUAGUGCAACUAAUACAGCACUCGCCAGAAGGAUAUCAUCGUCCUCGAGGCGGACAAGUUUCAAAGAAGAGGACGGUGAUAAUAAUGGGGAGAGACCGGAAAAUCCACCCGCCGAUGACUAUUUUAAACCACUAAAAAAACUUAAAAUGGUCCAGCCUAUUCAACCGUCUGAUGACGAUGAGGAGGAACGAGAUACUAAUGAACACGGUGUUAAAUCUUUCAGUAUUAUUGACAUACUGUCACAUCGGCCAAAAGCUAAAAUAGUAAGACCUUGGGAUUCUACUGAAUCAUCAAAUAAUCACCACAGAAAUCAACAAUUACAAGAACACCAACAACAACAACAACAGCAACAUCACCAUCAACAGCCACAACAUCUUCAUCACCAUCAUCAUCAUCAUCAUGCAUUGGCUCAUUCUUCACCUAGAGAUUUAUCGCUGAUGACCAUGUCCCUUGCUUCCAUGUCGAGUUCAAUGAGUGAACCGCCAUUAAGUAGUUCAUCCUCAUCGGGAAGAAGUUCUGUUUCUGAUUCAGGCAGUCCUGAUCCCCAUGCUCAUCAUCAUCAUCACCAUCAUCAUCACCAGCACCAGCAUCAUUCGUCGAUGCACCAUGGUCUACAUCAUCCCGGCAUUCAUCAUCCUGGAAUGCAGCAUCAGCUCAAAAGGAAAUCCAGUCAUCAACAGCAGCAACAUCAACAACCCAGUCAGAGUGGACAUCAUGGAAAACGUAAUACUGGUCAGGGUAGUCCACUGGAUGCGCUCUUCCAAAUGACAAGCAAAACUUUUGACGCGGGUGAACAUAGCCAAGAGCAAGCAAAUCAUUUGAAUCUGUUCAAUAAUCGUCAGCAGCCGAAAAAGAAACGUAAAAGUCGGACUGCCUUUACAAAUCAACAGAUAUUUGAACUGGAAAAACGUUUUCUCUAUCAAAAGUACUUGAGUCCGGCGGAUCGAGAUGAGAUUGCAGCUCAAUUGGGUUUAAGCAACGCACAGGUGAUAACGUGGUUCCAAAACAGAAGAGCAAAGCUCAAAAGAGAUUUAGAAGAAUUAAAAAAAGAUGUACAAACGGUUAAUCCUCUUCUUGUGGCUCAACAUAAAACUUUUCUCGAGAAUGCACAAGACCUUGGAAUUUUAAAGAAGAGACCAUUACCUAGUUCCAUGGACGAUAAGUCAUAGAAAUAUAUAUAUAUAUAUUUCCAAUGAGAUACUUAAUCUUACUAUUGUGUAUGACAGACACGGUGAUUUUUUUUUUUUCCUUCUUUCCGAUAAAUCAUAUUAUCGUUGUAUAUUCAAUUGCGCGCGUUGAUAACGAACAAAAUAAUCAUAUUCCCUUUAACGAGAACAAAGUCUAUAAUAAUUUUAUUAUGUAUAUUUAAAAUAGUCACGUUAACUCUUUCUCUCUCUUUUUUUUCUCAACAUGUGACUCUCUUUUUUUUUUUUUUUUUAAUCAAC
Molecule: messenger RNA, 2528 nt
Organism: Microplitis mediator
Lineage: Eukaryota; Metazoa; Arthropoda; Insecta; Hymenoptera; Braconidae
Product: lateral signaling target protein 2 homolog
Exons: 2
Coding region: 663-2252 (529 amino acids)
Biological process (GO): regulation of DNA-templated transcription
Molecular function (GO): DNA-binding transcription factor activity, RNA polymerase II-specific; DNA binding
Source: RefSeq, a predicted model, not a curated record